Vespa crabro (European hornet) is the source of this 908-nucleotide messenger RNA. RefSeq lists its product as uncharacterized. The coding region runs from base 550 to 837 and encodes 95 amino acids. The record is from RefSeq and is a predicted model, not a curated record. The transcript is spliced from 2 exons. NCBI's taxonomy places the organism in Eukaryota, Metazoa, Arthropoda, Insecta, Hymenoptera, Vespidae.
UAUUUCUUUUUUUCUUUUUAUCAUAGAGUUAUUUUCAAAACGUUCUUACAGAACCGGUUAAAGAUCUUUUCUUGAUUGCGUUUUGCCAUCGUUCGAGUCUUCUGCUGAUUCGUGACUAGUGCCCCAACCUUACACGCGUAUCGUACAAAGAGGAGAUGGCCUGGAUGCCUUUUUUCGUCAUGUACCGUUAUUGUAGAAGAAGAACUUAGGUUCUGCGAACACGAAGCUAACGCUUAUUUCUCUUGUGUCCCUUCACGAGCGUCUGAUCGAAACGUUUUACCGAGGAGCUUUGAAUUCAUUAUGAAUGACAUAUCUUCGUUCUUUUAACGUGUUUGUAUUUGUAGAAAUUAAUUGAUUCCACUAAGUAUAAUUCGUUCGGUUUGCGAAAUUGGUUCUAUCGUUUAUAACGUAUUUCUAUUGCACGUGUUUCUCGAGUCAAGGACGAGAAUCGACUUUGAACUACGUCAGGAACGUGUUGUGCUUCCUUUUUUUUCUUCUUCUUCUAUUUCUUAUCAUCGAAAGCGAUUAACGUGAGCCAAAUAUAAAAAAAUGAAAGUGACAAUGACGUUAUCCGCUUUAAUAUUGAUAUGUUUGAGCAUCGUUCAGAUCGAAUGUCGAUCUAACAAUAAGAAAACGAAGCAAUUGUCGUUACAAAGUAAAGAAACCAAUCCGGCAAAUUUCAUAAGAUUGCUCGUGAUGAGACUCGUUUUUGGUGUAGCAACGUCGAUGGGAUUAGGUGAAAAUAUUUCUGGUGUUCUUGGAGGAAUAUUUGUGCCUCCUGGCGCGGAAGAUUAUGCCGAUUAUGCUGACGAUGAUCUGAUACCUGAUCUAUUCUAAGGAUUAUAUGAAUUUGAAAUGAUCUGCACUUUAACUGAAGAUAUAUGUAUAAUACAUUUUUUAUUUAAUUA